GUCGAACGGGCCAUCACAACGUCGCCAAUCUGCGGACAUAAAUGUCUCCUACGGGCCGUGCUAUGAUCGUACCUCCUUUCCAGUGCCGAGUGGGCAUCAUUCGGCUUUCGGCGUGACGACCCAACCGUGCCAAUCUGAUGCCUUCGUUUGUGCCUAGCAAGGUUUUGGCGCAACAUUAGCGAAGAGUCGAAGUGGAUAAUAUGGAGCCCACCUAAGAUUCGCCUUGGUGAAUGUCAAUACAGUAGAGUCAGGAGAAGAACACUGGUUGUUGAUUGCUGCAGUGAACAUCUUGGACUCCUGUAGCCGAACGAGAAACAAGCGCCCUUAGGCUAUCAAGACAUCAAGAAUGGUUGCGAAUGAUACGAGAACGUCUGCGCGGACCUCACAGCGAGGUUCAGGUACAUAGUUCACCUGGCGUACCUACAGAAAUCAAGAUCUUCCACAUCACUUCCCGACCCAGUUUCACCCACGAAAUUCCGAUCAAGAUGAAAAGCUUCCUUCUGGCCUCCCUCCUCGCCGGCCUCGCCGCAGCCCAAGGCGCUCAAAAGCCAAACCCAUACUUCGGCGGCUGCGAUUACUCUCCCAUUGGCCAAAACGCCCCUUACUACAACUGCGACUGGCUACCUGGAGGUGGAAAGAGUGCCUGUGAAGGCAUUGUUCCAAACUGCAUGUCGCCAUGCUUCCGCGCAGGAUCACAAGAUGACAAGUCGGGCUUCCAGAUCGUCACAGAGAAUGAUGGCAACAGUGUUUGCCGGUGCAGAUGCAAGUUGAAUUAGAAGAGACGGGAGAAGGUUACUGUUGAAAGCGCAUUGGAUGUGGGACAGGAGGGCGUGGCAGUGCCGAAAAGUCACAUCACAAACAGAGUGAAGCACGAAGUCGAUGGAAUGCGAACAAAAAAUGUAUAUACCAUGUCAAUCUUCCAUCACGCACCACUGAUGACUAUUCGCCACACUGAAGAACGGAGUCAUAUGCAAGUCUGGCAUAUAAUAUCACGUAUCGAUUCACAGUUCAACAUUCA
This is a messenger RNA of Cercospora beticola, 1018 nucleotides long. RefSeq lists its product as uncharacterized. The record is from RefSeq and is a predicted model, not a curated record. NCBI's taxonomy places the organism in Eukaryota, Fungi, Ascomycota, Dothideomycetes, Mycosphaerellales, Mycosphaerellaceae.